This is a messenger RNA of Postia placenta MAD-698-R-SB12, 1856 nucleotides long. RefSeq names its product glycosyltransferase family 90 protein. The coding region runs from base 19 to 1695 and encodes 558 amino acids. The record is from RefSeq and is a predicted model, not a curated record. The transcript is spliced from 7 exons. NCBI's taxonomy places the organism in Eukaryota, Fungi, Basidiomycota, Agaricomycetes, Polyporales, Adustoporiaceae.
CACCCUAUCCCUAAGCUCAUGGCGGAAGCUGAGGCCAAUUUCCGCAAUCUCCUCUCCAGGCAGAGCAAGACACUCGAGGAGGCAGUCGCGGAGUACCAGCGGCGGUAUGGCAGAAGCCCACCUCAAGGGUUUGAGAACUGGUGGCAAUUCGCGAAGGACAACGAUGUUGUCAUGAUAGACGAGUAUGAUAGCAUAGCGGAGGACUUGGCACCGUUUUGGCCGCUGUCGGGGGCUGAACUACGUCAGCGAGCAGCGCUGGCGGGACACCUACCCUCUGUUGACCUGGUCAGGAUACGUGACGGCAAGGCGAGUGCGGUCAAUAUCAAAGAUGGCCUCAGUGGGUCCGACGUCAGUGCACGGUCGCGAGGCUUCCUGCGCAUGAUCGAGAAGUUCCAGGACAAACUUCCUGAUCUAGAUUUCCCAAUCAAUGCCAUGGCCGAAGGGCGGAUACUAGUACCCUGGGAGCAGCACGCAUCUCCUAACUUCACCGUACAAGCUGGAACGGAUGCCAUGCAGGCAGAACUCAGUGGGCAGUAUGCACCAGACUGGCGGGGUGAAGGGAAUGUCUGGGAAGCAUACCGCCGCACAUGUGAACCAGGGAGCCCCGCGCGUCGCCUAUUCUCGUCAUUCCGCGCGUCCUCAACGAAUCGCACCUCACAGCUCACGGCGCGCACGCAGGAGUUCGUCUUCGCGUCCGAUGUGAGCGGGAACUAUUCAUUCUGUGCAAACCCGUGGGCGCACUACAAUCAGGGCCAUUUCUUCUCGGACUGGCGCACGAUCGCCGUACUCUUCCCCAUCUUCUCACCUGCCAAGGCGCCGGGGUACUCGGAUAUCCGCAUCCCCAGUCAUUACUAUUAUGGCCAGACAAGGCGCUACACGUAUGGCUACGACCCAGUGAACUUGGAGUUGAAAGAGGUGGAUCAUAUGGAGACAUCAUGGGAACAAAAGAAGGACAAGAUCUUCUGGCGAGGUGCUUCCACCGGAGGCGGUAGCUCUCCUCCGGGCUUCGCUGCGCAAUACCAACGGCAUCGCUUAGUGCGCAUGGCUAGUGACACGUCGAACACCAACCGCACGAUCGUCUUCGCUGAUCCGCCGGGCUCGACAAACUACAUAUACGCCGAGGUCCCCGUGGCUAGGCUCAACGACGACAUCAUGGAUGUUGCAUUUGUGAAGGUCGUUGACUGGUACAAUUUUCCCGGCGGCCUUGACGCGCUGAUCAGAGCGCAUCGCUUCGACGACGGCGGCGUGAACCUAGGCGACCACUGGCGGAACAAGUACAUCGUCGACGUCGACGGGAUGGGCUAUUCCGGCCGGUUCUUCUCGUUCAUGGAAUCGGACAGUGCGGUGGUCAAGUCGACCGUAUAUCGCGAGUUCUUCGACGAAUGGAUCCAGCCAUGGCUGCAUUACAUUCCCCUAUCACAGUCGUACCAGGAGAUCUACAACAUCCACGCAUUCUUCUCCGGCGCGACGUCAUCGACUCUGCAAGCAGUCAACUCGACUGCUCUGGAAGUGUCUCCGUUAGAAAGGCACACGAUCGACGGCGACCGCCGCCUAAGGCGUAUUGCCCGCGCUGGGAAGCAAUGGAAAAGGACAAUUGGCAGGCGCGUAGACAUGGAAGCAUAUGUCUAUCGAUUAUGUCUCGAGUAUGCGCGAUUAUUUGCGGACGACCGGGUUGCUCAAACAAUGUCGCUAUAGAGAUUAAUUUCCUUGUGUUUUCUGGACAUUUAUUGGGAUUACGUAGACUUCUCUAGUGUAUACACUGCUACAUGAUGGCACAUGGCGCAUAGUGGUAACAUGAUGGUGGACCCCGGUCGCUAGGGUGGCUGCAUAUUAGGAUGCGGAAUGCUUGUACGAAA